This is a messenger RNA of Lachancea lanzarotensis, 333 nucleotides long. It is a transcript of the gene COX23, whose product is annotated as LALA0S04e01178g1_1. The transcript has a single exon. The coding region runs from base 1 to 333 and encodes 110 amino acids. NCBI's taxonomy places the organism in Eukaryota, Fungi, Ascomycota, Saccharomycetes, Saccharomycetales, Saccharomycetaceae. The record is from RefSeq and is a predicted model, not a curated record.
AUGUCUGAUCCAAAAAACAUGCCAGCGGAGAACGCAGACCCACAGGUACAGAUCGAUAGAGCCAAAGUGGACUAUGCUCCGAAAGAUGCCUCAACCAAAAACUUCAAAUUCUACCCUGACAAUCCGGAAUCAAGCUUCAACAAAUACAGGUUUGCCGCAAAAGACGCAAGCCAAUUUUACGACCCGUGCCAGGAAUCCUCAAAGAUGAGCUUGAGGUGUUUGGAAGAGAACGAUUACGACAAGUCCAUGUGCCAGGAGUAUUUUGACGCAUACCGCGAAUGCAAAAAGCAGUGGCUACAGGCGCGCAGAAACAACAGAAGCCAAUGGGAGUGA